CGCCGGCGGGUCGGCGCGCGCACCCACACUCCUAGUCAGCGUCGGGCUUAGCUUGAGCUGCGUCGACGGCGGGAAGCGGACGUGACAUUCAAACGGUUUCUCGACGGUUCGAGGCUCGCGACCGUCACGUGUUUGAAUCCUGUCAGUGUGGGGGGACAGAAAUCGAGAGAACCGCGCAUGCGCCUUAUUCUUCCACAGGCAUGAGCGGCGUCUGGCGGCUCUUGCGUUCGCUGAAGCUCCGGGUUUUCGGGCCAGCGAAAGAGUAUGUCGGCGCAGAUCCCCAGGGCAACAAGUACUACCGUGUCCCGAAGCACGAAACCUGGGCAGGUCAGCUCAUUAAAGAGAGAAGAUUUGUAGAAGCUUUUGGUAUAAAAGAACACCAGUAUGAAGCAGGGGAUAUACCCACAGAAUGGGAAGCUUGGAUUAGGAAAAAAAGAAAAGAUCCACCCUCAUUUGAGGAAAUUCUUAAGAAUGAGGAUUAUAAAGAAGAAAUAAAGAAGAAGAUUAAAGAUAUUUAUGAAAAGGACAGACUCCUGCAGUCGAAAGAGUACAAAGAGGGGCUUGUAGCAGAACCACUUCAAACUCAGAUUAAAGGCCAUGCAUCGGCCCCUCAAUUUGGAAAGAAUGAGCCAUCAGAAGAUCCAGUCAGUACAGCGAACACUUUUCAGCCUGGGUCCUGGAUGCCCCCCAAGGACAGUAUCCGUAAUAAGUAAGGGGCCCAUUGUGAAAGCAUCAGAAAUUAGAGGAAUAAUUAUGUUAAUAAGCAAAACAGCAGAAUGUUAUUUUCUUGAUUAUCGUUGAACUAUGAUAUUAUCCACACAGUAAAUAUAUACACUUGAAAAUUCAGCAGCAUUUUUAGAAAUGAUAGCUCAGAUUCAAACACUGCAGCUUUUUUACAUUACUAGUGGAAUUGAUUUCAUGGCAACGCUACUGGUAUUAAGUUGUAAAAACAGAUUAAAUGUUUACCUUCUACAAUUAAUUCUGAGACAUUUUCCAUUUAUUUCAGGUUUAAAUUAAGAAACAUUAGUGCUGGUAUAUCACUUAAACUGAUGUCACUACUUUCAAAUUAUUUACUAAUCUUAUGCAAGAUUUCCAUGUGUGCUUGUACUAUUGGCUCACAAGUGGUGAACCCUUAAUGUGUUAAUUCCUGUAAGUUUUUACUUAGGCUAAACAUGAGCUGCAGUCUCACAUGAGUUCACAGCUUCUCAUAUCCUAUAUCAGGCAUCCCCAAACUUCGGCCCUCCAGAUGUUUUGGACUACAAUUCCCAUCAUCCCUGACCACUGGGCCUGUUAGCUAGGGAUCAUGGGAGCUGUAGGCCAAAACAUCUGGAGGGCCACAGUUUGGGGAUGCCUGUCCUAUAUAAUAAAGUCCCUGUGUCUCUGCGUCCAGAUUCCGUGUGUCCCUGGGUUUGCGCUACUGGGCAUGUGCCCCAGGUACACAGGGAUUGGACGCAGAGACUGCACACACACACACACACACACACACACACUCUCCCCACCCCACCCCCCACGCCUCUGCCCUGCACUGGCUCAAUAAGCAGUUAAAACAGAGGCCACCAGGUGGAAGGCUGGAGCAGGCAGCAAGGCCCCUAAGCAGGGCAGGCCCUCUCUCAACGUGCCCAAGUGCCUGAGGAGGAAGCCGGGACGACCAAAAAAUCGAAGCCCCGGCUUCUCCUCACUAACAGGCCCAAAAUUGAGGCCCAAACAGCGCAAGCAACCGGAAGACCCCCGCUGGGCCGGAACGGCCAGGAAAGGUGCGGGGAGGCCACCGAAUGCUCAGCGCCAACCGCGGGACCCUCAGAAAGUGCCGGGGCGGGCGCAAUCCCCCUGGACAGCAAAGCUCCCUCCCGGACGCAGCAGGCGACUGAAAAACGGCCGCGGAGGCCAACAAAAGUAGCGGGAGCCACCCCCACCCCACCCCGAAAAACUGGGCGUACACCCUGGAGCAGCCGCCCGGGCCGUCCAGGAGCCAGAAUUCGGCCACUGGGCCCUGGCAGCAGCAGCGCUAUUGACGGGGAAAAAUUAGGAACCAAACGGCAGGCGCAAAAAGCGUGUGAAAACAGGGUGGGGUGGGAUCCACACUCCAAACACAAGCUUCGGAGGGGGUAAAGGAAGAAAUACCCCCC
Molecule: messenger RNA, 2126 nt
Organism: Zootoca vivipara (common lizard)
Lineage: Eukaryota; Metazoa; Chordata; Lepidosauria; Squamata; Lacertidae
Gene: NDUFAF2
Product: NADH:ubiquinone oxidoreductase complex assembly factor 2
Biological process (GO): mitochondrial respiratory chain complex I assembly
Cellular component (GO): membrane; mitochondrion; respiratory chain complex I
Source: RefSeq, a predicted model, not a curated record